Molecule: messenger RNA, 2055 nt
Organism: Pedinophyceae sp. YPF-701
Lineage: Eukaryota; Viridiplantae; Chlorophyta; Pedinophyceae
Source: the annotation of a GenBank genome assembly
AUGCCGCCGAAGCUGAAACCCGCCAUCAUCCAGAGCAAGUAUGAGCCGGGCGUGUUCUUCGUUCACGGCCAGCAGUGGCGCGUGCCGGAGCGUUACAAGCUGGAGCGCGUCCUCGGCACGGGGUCGUACAGCAGCGUCUGCCUCGCGCUCGACCGCGCCACCGGCCGCCACGUGGCCCUCAAGCGCAUCCCCAACGUCCUGGCGUCGUGCGAACAGGCGCGCCGGGUCGUGCGCGAAGUCUGCAUCCUCCGCAGGCUCUCGCACCCGCACAUCGUGGGCCUCCACGACACCUUCGUCCAGGAGGCCUCCACGGGCGCGUGCCACAUGGUCGACGGCAAGCUCGUGUGCGAGUCGCUCGACCUGUUUGUCGCCAUGGAGGCGUGUCCCGACGGGGACCUGUUCGAAAUGCAGGGGCAGCUCCCGGACGUCACGAUCCGCGUCCUGAUGCACCAGCUCCUCAGCGCGGUCGCGUACCUGCACGACCGCGACGUGUGGCACCGCGACAUCAAGUCGGCCAACUGCCUGAUCAAGCGCGCCGGCGACGGGCGGCCGCUCGUGAAGCUGUGCGACUUCGGCAGCGCGCGCCACGCGAUCCCGCGCGGACACCACGAGAAGCCCCCCGCGGGCCCGCCCGAGGCCGGCGCGGGCAAGUCGGCCCUGACGCGCAACCUCACGCGCCUCAACAAGGGCAGCCUGUUCACGAACGCGCCGUUCGAGGCGCCCCUGACGUGCACCGUGGCCACGCCGUGCUACCGCGCGCCCGAGGUGGUCAUGUCGCGCGGCGGGUACGACGCCGCGGUGGACAUCUGGGCCGUGGGGUGUAUCUUCGCGGAGCUCCUGAUGCGCCUCGACCGCGUCGGACAGGCCGCGGUGCCGGGCCUCAAGGUCCAGCCGCUCUUCGCGAUCUACGGCGAGUACGGCGAGCCGCCGACGCCGUCGCCGAACCACGCGACCUUCGGCAGCGACCAGGACGACUCGACGACGCGCCGGGAACUCAACGCGCUGUUCGACGUCAUCGGGACGCCCGCGUGGGCGUGCAUCGAGAACAUCUCCGACGAGAACUGGCGGCGCUACCUCCACCGCCUCCCCGGCCGCGCGCCGACGCUGUACCGGCGGUUCAGCCACGCGGGGGAGCCUGCGGUGGACCUCCUGUCGCGCAUGCUCGCGUUCGAUCCGUCGCGGCGGUGCUCCGCGGAGGAGGCGCUGCGGCACGAGUACUUCGCGCCCGUGCGCGCGCAGGCCACGCCGCGGGCGUCCGUGCGGGAGGCCGCCGCGGCGAGCGCCGCGCAGCCCAUCGCCGGCGCGGGCGGGAAGCGCGCGGCGCCCCCGAGCCGGAACGCGUCGUUCCUCGCGAGCGAGCACAGGGCCUCGCGCGGCAAGAUCGCGCGCACGGGCGGCUGCUCCGGCGACGACGACGUCGACGUCGACGACCCGCACCUGAACACGGAGGGCCUCCGGGGGUCUCUCGAGAGCAUGGCCCUCGACGGCGACCUCCCCGGGGGCCCGCUGCAGCGCGCCGCGUCGUACCUGGACGAGCCCGACGCCGCGCGCGCCAUCAGCCUGCUCGAGGGGGAGAUCGAGCGGCACGUCGACGACAAGGCGCACCUGCGGGCGCUGCUGGUGCAGGAGUGCGAGCGGUUCGCGGAGGGCGGGCGCGGGGGCGGCGCGGGGCGCGCGGACGCGGGCGGCGCGGAGAGCGGCGACGAGGAGAUGGAGGGCGGGCGCGGGCAGGCGGGGGGCGGCGCGUGGCCGGAGUGGGGCUGGGCCAGCAAGGGGGGUCUCGAGGAGGACUCCGGCAAGGCGGGGGACUGCGGGGAGGGCGCGGGGCAGCGGCGCGUGGGCGGGCGGGACCGGCUGGCUGCGGAGGGGCAUCUGGAGGACGGGCGGCACCGGGAGUGGGGCCUGAUGCGCGGGGGCGGGUGGACGAUGGAGGCGGCGCGGACGGCGCAGGCGACGGACGGGGCGCGGUGGGGCGUGACGUCGGUGCCGCCCGGGUGCGACGCGGGCGACGCGGCGGCGUACAACAAGGUCAUGUCGUCGCAGCACGCGCGGUAG